Messenger RNA from Iphiclides podalirius (scarce swallowtail), 321 nucleotides. The record is from the annotation of a GenBank genome assembly. Lineage: Eukaryota; Metazoa; Arthropoda; Insecta; Lepidoptera; Papilionidae.
AUGCGGCGGGCCCGCGCCGGCGCCCGCACUCGUCGUAAUCAGCUUUUGUGCGCGGUAAUUGGGUGUCUGAACCCGCCAAGCGAGGCAUUUAUUCCCGAUAAAUUGAAAACUGCUUUGUGCCCCGCAUCAGCCGAUAGUGCCAGCAGCCUUUUUCUUACUCCGCAGCCCCAUUACGUGAUCGGACUCGACCGCGCGGGCGCUCGCGCGGAGAAUUCGAAUGUGCUCUCACUCCUCGGCGCGCCCGGUGGCUGCCGACCUCCCCUGCCCCCCUGGCCCCCUUACCCCCUCCCCGCCGGCACCCCCAGCACCCCGCCGCCCCCG